AUGAGCACUGUAUCUUUCACGGCAUCCCGGCAGGAACAUGAUGUCAAGAAGGGAGAUGAGCUGAUGGGUGUUGAUAUGGUUUUGGUUGAGAAAAGGUUGAUUUCUGCUUUAUUGAGAGAUCUGGACAGCUUUAUUCUGACAAAGAUAGAUAUGCUGUCUCAGUUCAAACACAUAAAUUUGGUUCCUUUGAUCGGCUACUGCAAUGUGAACAUCAAGAUGAUCGUGGUGUACGAGUAUAUGGAAAAGGAAACGCUUAAGAACCAUAUGUAUGACUUGGAUAACCCAAGUUCCACAAGAGCCAUCAUACACCGGAUUGUGAAGUCUGCUAACAUUCUCUUGAAUAAGAAUUUCAUGGCCGAAGUUGCAGAAUUUGGAUUGUCUAAGCCUGCUCCGUAUCUUAACCAGACACCUGGAUAUGGUGAGCAAGACCCAAUAAGCUAUGAUCUCAUCCAUGAUAUUGUUGGGAAGUAA
Eruca vesicaria subsp. sativa (arugula) is the source of this 471-nucleotide messenger RNA. The record is from the annotation of a GenBank genome assembly. Lineage: Eukaryota; Viridiplantae; Streptophyta; Magnoliopsida; Brassicales; Brassicaceae.